AUGGCUCGUCGUUCAGCUCAAAAACGUAGUCGCAAUCCAAAUGCUCCAAAGCGAGGCAAAACAGCUUGGAACUUGUUCUUUACUGAACAUCGGGACGACGUUAAGAAAGAAAAUCCAGCUUUGAACAUUCACGAAAUCCAGAAAAAAAUAAGUGAAAUGUGGCAACAAUGUAACGAAGAAACAAAACAUCAAUAUCUAAAACAGCAACAAGCCAAUCAAAUUGAAUACGAAGAAAAAUUAGCAAGAUACAAAGAAGAACAAAAGAAUAAACGAUCUCAAUCGAAAAAGAAGAACAAUCAAGGUGGACAAACUAAAAAAAGCAGCAAUAAUGAUAGCAAUAAUAUCGAAACAAAUAAUGAAUAA
Adineta ricciae is the source of this 363-nucleotide messenger RNA. The record is from the annotation of a GenBank genome assembly. NCBI's taxonomy places the organism in Eukaryota, Metazoa, Rotifera, Eurotatoria, Adinetida, Adinetidae.